GCCACUGAUGAGGAGGGCUAGUAUCUCCUCCUCUUCUUCUUCCUCUUACACAGUCUGCAUUUCACAUUUCACAAUAUUUUGGAACCUCAUAAGCGCGUGCACUGAUACAGUUUCCGACUUUUCCCGAUCCCCCACGCUGGGUUUCCCAAUAUUGGCCAGUUCGGUUCGUGCAGUUCGGUUCGUGUUAUGAGAAAUCCUUUUUGUUGUUGCAUAGCCUUAAGGCACCGCAUGAUUUCCAGCAGCCAGAGAGAGAGAGACAAUCGUGUGAACUGCUCCCACUUGAAGAUGGCGGUUGUGAUGCUGUCUGGGACCGGAGCACAGUGCUGGAUCUGCAUAGGACGCUAACUUGAUGGAUAUAAAGACAAUGUUCCGUUUUUAUUUUCUCUGUCUUCUGGACUGGACUCUUUUGGGAUUGUGUUAUUAGGGCAUAGGCACACUUUCAACACCGGCUGAAAGUGGACUGGUCUUUCCGGGGACGGGGAGAGCCAGACGGAUAGCCAUAGCUUGCUAGCUAACACAUUGAUGGUAGUCCAGGCUGGGAGGAAAGUGGAUGAAAAUGUCGGAUACCAAGGUAAAAGUUGCAGUCAGAGUCCGACCCAUGAACCGGAGAGAAACGGAACUGCAUACAAAAUGUGUGGUGGAUAUGGAGGAUAACCAAACUGUUCUGCAUCCACCGCCUUCCAACAAUAAAGGAGAAAACAGCAGGUAAAAACACAUUUACACUUAUUCAACAUCCUGAUAUGUCUUUAUUAUAUAUUGUUUGUGCCUGUGGACCAUUUUAAGAACGUAGUCUUUUAUUUUUGGUGUGACAUGAUUAUUUAGGGAGCGUCUCAAGCUCUGUCCCUCGAGGCAACAACUUUUCCAAGCUAACUUGAUGGAUAUAAAGACAAUGUUGAGUUUUUAUUUUCUCAGUCUUCUGGACUCUUCUGUGAUUGUGUAAUUAGGGCAUACGCACACUU
Molecule: messenger RNA, 959 nt
Organism: Oncorhynchus tshawytscha (Chinook salmon)
Lineage: Eukaryota; Metazoa; Chordata; Actinopteri; Salmoniformes; Salmonidae
Product: kinesin-like protein KIF13A
Exons: 2
Coding region: 551-709 (52 amino acids)
Biological process (GO): microtubule-based movement
Molecular function (GO): microtubule motor activity; microtubule binding; ATP binding
Source: RefSeq, a predicted model, not a curated record